GUCGUCUCCUGCUAAUACCAACAGCAAGGAGUAUUUUAUAAAGGAAGGCUCUUUUCAACUUUCUUGACUUCUACCGGGCUUUUGAGCAGCAAACAAUGGCGGUGGUAAUCACGUGACAGGAUAUCGAUAAGCAGCAUCACUUUUUCAACUUGACGAGAGAUCCGCCGCAAUACUCCAAAUCAAACCAUUGUCUGCCUACAACUGCACAGAUCAUAAUGUCGUCGCCAUUAAUACUCCUGCCGGGAGACGAUGUGCCAUCAGAAUAUCUACCCAACAGUUCAGCGCCGUUGCGACUAGGCCCAGGCCUACGUCUACUCUCACAACCUCCUUCGUCCACACCCUCAAGUCAUGUUUUGACUGCGACACAAGCCGGAAUACUCUCUACAGAUAACAAGCGAAAUGGUGUCUCGAUCCUAUCUUCCUCGAACCGCCGCUAUGUUCCUCUCACGAACGACCUGGUGAUUGCGCAGGUUCACCACUCAAGCGUCGAUUAUUUCCACUGCAUGAUUACACCACAGUCCGCGCAUGCGCUGCUAGGACAGCUAUCCUUCGAAGGUGCGACGAAGAAGACACGGCCAAUGUUGAGAGGGGGCGAUCUUGUCUACGCGCGGGUAUUGUCGACGGGACUGGGACCUGGGGCAGAAGUGGAACUCACAUGCGUCAACCCUGCGACUGGGAAAGCUGAACCGGGAGGCCUGGGGCCCUUAACGGGCGGAAUGGUGUUUGAUAUUUCUACUGGGAUGGCUGCUAGGUUGAUCAAAGCGAGCUCUUCGUCAUCGGACAGUCAGGAUGGAGUUGCUGGCUUGGUUGUCUUGGACGAGCUAGGCAAGAAGCUCGAGAAAGCCGGGGGGUUCGAAAUAGCCGUUGGGAGGAAUGGAAAGGUGUGGGUGGACUGCUCGAAUAGUGAAGAUGAUGCUGUGAAAGCAACUGUAGCGAUCGGACGGUGUCUCACUACGAUCGAUGAACAUAACCUCCACCCCACCGACCAGAGGAAAUUGGUGACAAGGAUAUUACGGGAAAUGAAAAUAGAGUCAUGAUAAUCAAUAUUAAAGUUAUUGUUCACGAUCAC
Messenger RNA from Aspergillus versicolor CBS 583.65, 1069 nucleotides. RefSeq names its product exosome non-catalytic core subunit RRP40. The record is from RefSeq and is a predicted model, not a curated record. Bases 216 to 1037 code for a protein of 273 amino acids. Gene Ontology annotation, cellular component: cytoplasmic exosome (RNase complex); nuclear exosome (RNase complex). Gene Ontology annotation, biological process: CUT catabolic process; poly(A)-dependent snoRNA 3'-end processing; TRAMP-dependent tRNA surveillance pathway. The transcript has a single exon. NCBI's taxonomy places the organism in Eukaryota, Fungi, Ascomycota, Eurotiomycetes, Eurotiales, Aspergillaceae. Gene Ontology annotation, molecular function: RNA binding.